Messenger RNA from Cotesia glomerata, 1557 nucleotides. RefSeq lists its product as uncharacterized. The transcript is spliced from 2 exons. The record is from RefSeq and is a predicted model, not a curated record. The coding region runs from base 43 to 1557 and encodes 504 amino acids. NCBI's taxonomy places the organism in Eukaryota, Metazoa, Arthropoda, Insecta, Hymenoptera, Braconidae.
AAAAAAAAAAAAAAAAAACAUUAUUGUUAAUUAUAUUAAAUAAUGAGAACUAUUUACGAAAUAAUAUGUGGAAUAAUAUUUGUAUUGUUAAACAUUACUUUGGUAACGGUUGUUUAUUACUACAAUAGACAUCCGAUUAAAAAAUAUAGAGGUAAAAAAUUAAAACCCGAAGAAUUAUCAAAAGUAAUAGCCAAAGAAAUUGGCAACCAACCACAAUUUUACACCUACCAAAAAAAGGAUACAGGAAAGUAUAGCGUGUACAUGUUAAGUCAUACCGAUAAUUUAACUUAUGAAGAACAAGAAUUAAAUCAUCCAGUUGAUUUCAAUGGUGUACCUGCAAAGCCUAUGUUAGAAUCAACUUUUAAAUUAACAUAUGUGGAAGAAGGUUUCAAAGUACCGGGAAUAAAACAAUUGUUUAGAUGUCCAAAGAAUUACAAAUGGGAUAUAAAAUUAAAUAAAUGUAUUGAAAAGCCUAUUUGUGAUUAUUAUAAUGAUUCAGUAAAACGACUUUACGAUCGAUACUACAGUGAAAUAGAUAAUCCAUCAAUAACUCAAAUUACAAUAUUAACAGGUAAAAAUCCUCAUCCACGUUUAUAUAUAAGGUGUUCAUCUUUACAACAAAAACCAAUUAUUGAAACUUGCCAUAAAGAAAAUGAACACGUUGAUAAAAAUGCAUUUAAAGAUGUAACCAAUAAUAAUAAUAAUAAUUCAAUUAUUAAACCCUGUAAAGUAUAUGAUAUUUGUAAAAAUUAUCCUCAAGGUACACGUCAUGCUUAUCGUAUAAAUAAUAUUUUCAGUCAAGCCCUAAAAACAAACCAGUACUAUAAAUGUAAUGGUACUGUAAGUGAAAUAUUUGAUUGUCAAGAAGGAUAUGAAUGUAAUGAAUUAUCUAUUCAUAAUAAUGAUAUUUGUAAACCAUUAGAUGACUGUCGACCAAAUAUUGAUUAUUAUUUUACAACAAAUCCUCAUUCAUUUUAUCAUUGUUUGUCUAAUAAACGACAAAUGGUAUGUUGUGGUGAAAAUGGAAUUAUUAAAUUAAGUGACAACUCAUAUCAAUGUAAAAUAGAUGAUAAAUAUGUUUAUUAUUCUGAUAAUAAUGUUGCUCAAGAAGCUACAAUUAACGGAUUUACAUACAAAUCAGAAUUAACAAAAGGUUUACAAAAAACUAAACUCUCAUUGGUUCCCUUUGAUGAUUGGUUUUAUGAUAAAUUUCCUCAACUAUUUGAAAAUAUUCCAUAUCCUUCAUUACCAACAACACUAAUUAAAAUUAAUGAAAAUGAUAAAGAAUUUACUUAUCAAAAUAUAGACAGUAUACGAAAAUUUUAUGAAAAUUUAAAUGAUAUUAAAUUGCCUACUAAAUUUCAUUAUACAUUAACAAAAGAUAAUACAGAAAAAUGGACAUUAAUUGAUGAGAAAGAAUUAUUAAAUGAUAUUAUUGAUUUUAACUCUAAAAUAAUUCAUUUAUCAGCCUCUAAUUUAAUGACAGAAAUAUCCUCAACAAUAAAAUCCCCUCCUGAUUCUCAUCACAAUAAUGAUGAUGAUGAUGAUGAACGAUAA